UCCGCCCAAUGCAAUCAUUUUUGAGUCGAGGUCCGGAAGCGAGAGUGCGGCGUGAGUGGUGGUUUGGUUAGGAAAUAAAACUCGUCCACAGCUCGUGGAUCCUGGGGACAUCAUUUUACGUAAACAGAGCCCCGUUUUCCACACAGCUUUGCCCUCUGAUCAGAUGUCCGAGGUCUACAGCUCGUGUCCGUCCUCCGAGCGCAUGUAGUGUCUGUCAGUGUAGCCUAUCUCUCAGCUAUCCUUCAUGUGAACCAGAGUGAAAACGUCAACACCGAGAACUGUUGUUGAUGUAAAAAGUCUCCUCCACAAUCAUGGGGAACGGAAUGAACAAGGUAGUUGAUGGUCUCUAUUUAGGAAAUAUAAGAGACUCAGAGAACAGAGAAAGUCUGUCCCAGAAUGGGAUUACCCACAUCCUCUCUGUGUACAACAAUGCCAAGCCUGUGUUGGAGGACAUGACCUACCUUUGCAUCCAUGCAGCCGAUGCCUCUAAUCAGAACUUGUUACAACAUUUUAAAGAGUGUAUCCGUUUUAUCCACGAGUGCCGACUGAACGGAGGAGCCUGUCUGGUUCACUGCCUAGCCGGAGUGUCACGCAGUACUACGGUGGUAGUGGCUUAUCUGAUGACUGUCACCAAUUAUGGCUGGGAGGAGUGUCUGACCGCAGUUAAGGCUGUGCGAUCCUUUGUAGGCCCUAACUACGGGUUCCAGCAGCAGCUGCAGCAGUUCCAGAUGACCCAGAUCUCAGAGUAUCGCGCUUGGCUGCGGAUGAAUUACCGGCACAGCCCAUUCAGAGACCAGGAGCAUGUGGCGGCUUUGUUGGUCCAGUAUGCAGAGCAGCAGGCACAGGAGCGACGGAGACGAGGAGAGCAUGACCGGAUGAGUCAGUCCACCAGCGUCUAUGCUAUGCCAUAUGACCGUUAUAGCAGCUCAGGCUGCAAUAGAUGAGUGUCCCAUUUACCCCCAACUCACCUUUACUAAGAGAACUAUGGGCUCAUAAUGGUUGCUGCUCACCUGUAUUUUGAACUACAUUAAGCUUAGCUGGGCACAGCAAUGGCACUUGCACUGGCCCUUGUUUGAGACCUUUGAAUAGAUAUGCUUUAAUUAUCAUAUAAUUUAACCCCUGAAUGUAACAUCAGUUCGUUUUAAAGCUGUUUAGAAGAUCCAAAGGUCAAACUGACUUUGUUAGAAAAGCCAGUAUGCUAAACAUUGGGUGAUUAGUGGCGGAAUUUAAACCAAAUGUUUUUGUUUGUUUGUUUUGUUUUUUGUUAGUUGCCCACUGCUUUUUUGUUUUCUGUUAAGUCUUGUUAAUGCAUACAUAUUUUAAAGUAGUCAGAUCUCUGGUUAAAAAGUAAUCAUUGUAGAUCUGCAAAAGCCAUACCAAGUUGUCUAUUUUUUUAAGCAUUCGUUUUACAUUCUUAUCUAAAGAUGCUGAUUCAUUACUUUGUUCUUUGUCAAACAGUUAUCAGAUUUAUGCCCAUUAUUUAAUUUGCACAUGCUCAACUGAGUACACUGUCAGAGUACACUGUAAAUGGUUCAGAACUUUAUAUACAGAAAUUUGUAAUUUUGUUCUUUGCAAAUCUUAUGUUAUUAAACAAUAUUUAUGAACCAUA
Messenger RNA from Colossoma macropomum (tambaqui), 1609 nucleotides. It is a transcript of the gene dusp22a, whose product is annotated as dual specificity phosphatase 22a. Lineage: Eukaryota; Metazoa; Chordata; Actinopteri; Characiformes; Serrasalmidae. Gene Ontology annotation, cellular component: cytosol. Gene Ontology annotation, molecular function: protein tyrosine/serine/threonine phosphatase activity. The record is from RefSeq and is a predicted model, not a curated record. Gene Ontology annotation, biological process: positive regulation of JNK cascade; protein dephosphorylation; transforming growth factor beta receptor signaling pathway. The coding region runs from base 312 to 944 and encodes 210 amino acids. The transcript has 7 exons.